This is a messenger RNA of Salvelinus fontinalis (brook trout), 2332 nucleotides long. Its product is annotated as serine protease hepsin-like. The transcript has 13 exons. Gene Ontology annotation, cellular component: membrane. Gene Ontology annotation, molecular function: serine-type endopeptidase activity; serine-type exopeptidase activity. Gene Ontology annotation, biological process: proteolysis. Bases 447 to 1727 code for a protein of 426 amino acids. The record is from RefSeq and is a predicted model, not a curated record. NCBI's taxonomy places the organism in Eukaryota, Metazoa, Chordata, Actinopteri, Salmoniformes, Salmonidae.
UCGAACUGCUGAGCUGUCUUGUUUUUACAGAAAAAACAACUGUCUAAAUACGUUGGUAGCUACACGUUUUAUCUAUCGGACAUUAUAUUUUAUUCUCAGUUUUGAGCGGAGAACUCUUUUCUUUCGCAGAAGGGGAGAAAGUGAGGAACGUUUUCUUUUCGUACUCUUUGUAGGCAUACAACCACUUGUCGAAGUAUUGGGAAUAUCCAUGGUGGAGUUUACAGCCUAUUCAUACUGCUACCCCGGAGGUUAACAGCGAGCCCCAAGAGUAAUCGCCGAGAUUGUAACUUCAUUUUUUCACGCUUGACUUGACAAGCAGUCAUACACCUGUUGCAAAAGAGAGGCUGGGAAUAAGACUGGGUGGCAAGUCGACCAUCACAGGAGCUGUGAAGCAGGGCCACUGAACUUCAAAACUCUUUUCAUUUUCUACUUUUGAGCGAGAAAAAAUGACUGAGAAAAAGAACGGAAGCGCGGGGGUGACCUUCCUGACCCCAUGUCGCGUGGUGGGCGUGUGUCUGACCGUGGUGCUACUGGGGGGGAUUGGAGCUGCUGUCUGGGCUGUAGUAACAUUUUGUAUCAGAGAAGAAGACACAGGAUUAUAUGAUGUCCAGGUGAACUCCAAUCCAAGCUCGGACCUGCGUCUCCGGGUGUUUGACUCGGCCGAGAGACGGUGGAGACACCUCUGUUCCUCAGAGGCCAACCAGCUCCUGGCCAACAUCAGCUGUGAGGAGAUGGGCUUUGUCAGCAUGGUGAAUUACUCCGUGUCCAGUAUCCCUGAAGGCAGUAACGACCGUGAGGAGUUCUUCUGUGUCAAUGGGAAGGAGCUGACCUAUGGCAAGAAGAUCAAAGAGUCUCUAUAUCCCUGUGACUGUGAAACUGGCCAGGUUCUAAGUCUGCUUUGUCAAGACUGUGGCAGGCGUAGUCUGACAGAGGACCGUAUAGUGGGUGGUGUAGAUGCUAGGCAGGGUAGCUGGCCGUGGCAGGUCAGUCUGCAGUAUGACGGGGUGCACCAGUGUGGAGGCUCCAUCAUCUCAGACCGCUGGAUCGUCAGCGCAGCACACUGCUUCCCAGAGAGGAACCGUCAGGUGUCUCGAUGGAGGGUGUUACUGGGCUCCAUCUACAACAAGCUCACCCAUAAGAAUGUUAGAGUUCUUGAGGUAAAGACUGUGGUGUACCACAGCAGCUACCUGCCCUUCGUAGACCCCAACAUAGACGACAACAGCAGAGACAUCGCUGUCCUGGCUCUGGCCCAGCCUCUGCACUUCACAGACUACAUCCAGCCGGUGUGCUUACCCCACUACGGCCAGCGCCUGAUUGACGGCCAGAUGGGGACAGUGACAGGCUGGGGAAAUGUAGGUUACUAUGGGAAUCUUGCUGACGUUCUUCAGGAGGCUAACGUGCCGAUCAUCAACGACGCUGUCUGUAACGCCCCUGAUUACUAUGACAACCAGAUCACCACCAGCAUGUUCUGUGCUGGCUUUGAGAAGGGUGGUACCGAUGCCUGUCAGGGAGACAGUGGGGGCCCGUUUGUGGCUGAGGACUCCCUGUCCAAGGCCAGCCGCUACCGCCUGCUGGGGGUGGUGAGCUGGGGAACAGGCUGUGCCAUGGCCAAGAAGCCUGGCGUCUACACCAGAGUGUCCCGCUUCCUACCCUGGAUCUCCUCAGCCAUGAGGACGUAUCACAAUUCACCAGGAGUGCACAAAAUGGCGCGUACAUGGGAGCACUGACCAUACCUUUAAGGGAUCAGAAAUGACCAAAAUAUUAUCCCUUCAAACUUACUGAACUUCACCUGUCCAAAAAACCCAUCCUUUAGGGGAACCUUGUGCAAAAUCGGAUGUAUAGGUAAAUCCAGCUAGAUUACCUGAGGAAAGCCUUGAAGUGGUAGCUUGACCAAAGAAUUAUGAAUAUGUUUAUGGUCUUGUGAAAUGAGAAACUGUCAAAUGAAAAGACUUAUGGGACAUGCAUGACAAAGUCAUAGAAAAUCACCACUCUGCCAGCCAAUGUACAGGUUGUACUGUCAUGGGGAUUAUUUGUAUGUCAUCAAAGGGUUAAUUUUUGUAUUCAGGGUUUCCUUGCAGUUUGACUCUUUUCAGGUGCAACAAACGUAUGAUACACAACAAGCCUGUGUAUCAAAAUGUAUUGCUCAAACAGAUGAUAAAUAACAUUCUGGCUGGUUUUGCCAUGAAGUUUCUCCUUUAUAUUAUUCCCUUGAACAAAUAAUGCCAAAGUUACUGAAGAGAUUUUAACAUAGACAACAUGUAGCUGAAAUUUCAUGAUACCUAAAAUGUUUGUAACAAAUAAAAACAUUGGUGUCAGAUAUUCAGCUCUUGAA